Fukomys damarensis (Damara mole-rat) is the source of this 2122-nucleotide messenger RNA. It is a transcript of the gene Gabra1, whose product is annotated as gamma-aminobutyric acid type A receptor subunit alpha1. The coding region runs from base 326 to 1696 and encodes 456 amino acids. Gene Ontology annotation, molecular function: GABA-A receptor activity; inhibitory extracellular ligand-gated monoatomic ion channel activity; transmitter-gated monoatomic ion channel activity involved in regulation of postsynaptic membrane potential. Gene Ontology annotation, cellular component: postsynapse; synapse; dendrite membrane. The transcript is spliced from 11 exons. Gene Ontology annotation, biological process: regulation of postsynaptic membrane potential; gamma-aminobutyric acid signaling pathway; monoatomic ion transmembrane transport. NCBI's taxonomy places the organism in Eukaryota, Metazoa, Chordata, Mammalia, Rodentia, Bathyergidae. The record is from RefSeq and is a predicted model, not a curated record.
GGAGCGUGCGCUCGCCACACGUGUGACCCUGCAUCUCCUGCCCCACAGCCUGGGCUCGCUCCUGUGUACGCAGGGUUACACGUCUGACCGAAGCUGCAGAUUGGAUAUCGGGAAACAAAUUUGGGUGUGAAAUCUUCAGCGAAGGAGCAGAGUCCAUGAUGGCUCAGACCGAGUGAGCGAGACAGAGGCAGAGCGAGGACGCCCCUGCGCCCGCCCGGACUCGCGGACUCGCGCCUGCUCCCGCUCCCCGCGAUCGUCUCUCGCAGACUUUUCCCGGGUCUUGAGCGAUCCGGUGCUCAGCGGGCCCAAGCUGCUCAAGCCCGCGAUGAAGAAAAGUCCGGGUCUCUCUGACUCUCUUUGGGCCUGGACCCUCCUUCUGAGCACACUGACUGGAAGAAGCUCUGCACAGCCUUCAGUACAAGAUGAACUUAAAGACAACACCACUGUCUUCACCAGGAUUUUGGACCGACUCCUAGAUGGCUAUGACAAUCGCCUAAGGCCAGGACUGGGAGAGCGUGUAACAGAGGUGAAGACUGACAUCUUCGUCACGAGCUUCGGACCAGUUUCAGACCAUGAUAUGGAGUAUACAAUAGAUGUAUUUUUCCGUCAAAGUUGGAAAGAUGAAAGAUUAAAAUUUAAAGGACCCAUGACAGUUCUCCGGCUAAACAAUCUAAUGGCGAGUAAGAUCUGGACUCCAGACACCUUUUUUCACAAUGGCAAGAAGUCUGUGGCUCAUAACAUGACAAUGCCCAAUAAGUUGCUGCGGAUCACGGAGGACGGCACCUUGCUCUACACCAUGAGACUAACGGUGAGAGCCGAAUGCCCAAUGCACUUGGAGGACUUCCCUAUGGAUGCCCACGCCUGCCCGCUAAAAUUUGGAAGCUAUGCUUACACAAGAGCAGAAGUUGUUUAUGAGUGGACUCGAGAGCCAGCACGCUCAGUGGUUGUAGCGGAAGAUGGGUCACGCUUAAACCAAUAUGAUCUUCUUGGACAAACAGUAGACUCUGGGAUUGUGCAGUCCAGCACAGGAGAGUACGUUGUUAUGACUACUCACUUCCACUUGAAGAGGAAGAUUGGCUAUUUUGUGAUUCAAACAUAUCUGCCUUGCAUAAUGACGGUUAUUCUCUCACAAGUUUCCUUCUGGCUCAACAGAGAGUCUGUACCAGCGAGAACUGUCUUUGGAGUGACAACUGUACUGACCAUGACAACUUUAAGUAUAAGUGCCAGAAAUUCCCUUCCCAAGGUGGCUUACGCAACAGCUAUGGAUUGGUUCAUUGCAGUGUGCUACGCCUUUGUGUUCUCUGCUUUGAUUGAGUUUGCCACAGUAAAUUAUUUCACCAAGAGAGGCUACGCAUGGGAUGGCAAAAGCGUGGUUCCAGAAAAGCCAAAGAAAGUAAAAGAUCCUCUCAUUAAGAAAAACAACACUUACGCUCCAACAGCCACCAGCUAUACCCCUAAUUUGGCCAGAGGUGACCCCGGUUUAGCUACCAUUGCUAAAAGCGCAACAAUAGAACCAAAAGAAGUCAAGCCUGAAACAAAACCACCAGAGCCCAAGAAAACCUUUAACAGUGUCAGCAAAAUUGACCGACUGUCAAGAAUAGCCUUCCCGUUGCUAUUUGGAAUCUUUAACUUAGUCUAUUGGGCGACGUAUUUAAACAGAGAGCCUCAGCUAAAAGCCCCUACACCCCACCAAUAGGUUCUUUUACUCACAUUCUGUUGUUCAGUCCUCUGCACUGGGAAUUGCUUUCUGUUCUCAACACAGUAAUUCCCAUCUUCUUUAGAGCCUCUGUCUUAAAGAAUCUGAAGGUUUCCUUAUUUCCAUAAUUCAUACAAGAUCAAAAGACCCCUGUCUGGCAGCUGAGGGCAGAGCAGGGUACGCAGCUUGGAAACAGGAUUCUGAGAAGGGAAGCAAGACAGCAGAAUGAUGUCAGAAGGAGAUAGACAGACAAGAGAGGAAAGGAGGGAAAAGAAGAUCCAAAGAUGUGAGGAAACGUAGAAAAAUACGGAGAAAAGUAGUUUAAUACAACCCCUAGGUCUUUUGUAGAUAUAUAUUUCCAAAUAUUCUAAAAGAGAUACUGUAUAUGUCAAAAUAUUUUUGUGUGAAGGUGUUUAAAAGAAUAAA